AUGUCGACCACCGUCGCUCAGCCCAUGGGCUACCAGCCCUUCACCAACCAGUGCUUUGACCCGGACAUGGACUCGCUGGUCGACUUCAAUGCCAUCCAGUCGCCCCAGCCUUCCAGCUCCUCGUCACACAUGCCCGGCUCCACCGUCACCUCAACCAUGAGCAGUCCCACCAACACCAUGCUGCCGCUCGACCAGUCGGAAGACCACCAGACGCCCGCCAAGCCCAGCCAUGAGUACGACCUCUUCAAGCAGCAGACCGGCCUGCCCUCGGGCUCCGUCCCCGGCCUCGGCAUGCCCGGCGUCAACCAGUCCGUGUACAAUGGCCACCACCAGCAGAUGUUCAGCAACUCGGGCCUCGGCUUCGACGAGUACAGCAUGGGCAUGGGCUCCAUGGACGUGGAAAUGAGCUCCAACAACGGCCUCCCGGCCUUCUUCUUCUCGCCCAGCGAAAGCCACUCGGACGACUAUGUCGACCCGAGCGCAAUCUCCCACGAGGAACCCCAGCAGGCCGUCCGUUUCUUCCCCGGCAUGCAUCAGCAGCAAGCUGCUCUGGCGGCCAAGGCGCAGGCGCAGGCCCAGCAGCAGAGACAGCAGCAGAUCAUCCAGCAGCAGCAGAGGGAGCGCGCAGCGCAGCAGUCGAGCGCGCAGCCCCAGAGGAAAUCUGUCUCGCACCACGUCGCCGACGCUCGGACCGAGGAGAUCAUCGGCCGUGUCGUCAACCAGAUCCGCCAGAACAGCACCCUCCAGUCGCAGCCUGACAUGCAGGCCUCCAACGUCCUGCCCCACAUCAUCAAGAUGAAGAAGGACGAGGAGGACAUGGACGAGGACGAGAGGCUGCUUGCCAGCGAGGAGGGCAAGAAGCUCAGCAGCAAGGAGCGCCGCCAGCUGAGGAACAAGGUUUCCGCCCGUGCUUUCCGCUCCAGAAGAAAGGAGUACAUCGGCCAGCUUGAGGGCGAGGUUGCUGCCAAGAGCAACGAGGCCAAUGACCUCCGCCUCCAGAACCGCGCUUUGAUGGAGGAGAACGCGCGCUCCCGCGCUUUCAUCGAGCGCCUUCUCCGCCACCAGGCUUUCGGUCCCUUCCUCGACGAGCUCAGCCGCGACCCUGCUCUCACCGAGCCCGUCAAGCUCCCCACCCCGGCCCCCGCCCCUCGCCAGGAGAGCUUCAGCUCGGCUCCCUCGAUGAUGGAGGACAACUCCCAGAUGGGCAUGUCCACCAUCCCCGAGCAGCCCGUCGACAUGUCGAUGCUGAGCAUUAGCAACAACGGCUACUUCCCCAACACCGGCUUCAACUUCAACCAGCCCCAGGUCUUCGCCGUCUUCGAGGUUCCCCAGGGUCCUGCCGACCUAUUCAACACCGACGUCCUUUCCGGCAAGGCUACUUCCGAGUACGUCGAGGAGGAGCCCGUCGAGGAGAUCAAGCACGACUACCCCGUCCUCGAGCGCCCCAUCGUUGAGGAGACCGUCGAGGCCGAGGCCGAGGAUGUCGACGACGGCAACCCGGACUUCGCCCUUUACGUCAACACGCCCGCCCCCUCCGCCGCCCGCGCUUCCUUCGACAACAUCGCGUCGGAGAAGGCCGCGCAUUUCGAGCUCGUCACCGUCGAGGAGUCCGAGGAGCAACUGCAGCAGCGCCUGGACCGCAUGUGCAAGAAGAUGGACGUCGUCUUCGAGCGCAUGCAGGCCGCGACGUCGUAUCUCGACUUAUAA
This is a messenger RNA of Aplosporella prunicola CBS 121167, 1707 nucleotides long. RefSeq lists its product as uncharacterized. Gene Ontology annotation, molecular function: DNA-binding transcription factor activity. The transcript has 2 exons. Lineage: Eukaryota; Fungi; Ascomycota; Dothideomycetes; Botryosphaeriales; Aplosporellaceae. The record is from RefSeq and is a predicted model, not a curated record. Gene Ontology annotation, biological process: regulation of DNA-templated transcription. The coding region runs from base 1 to 1707 and encodes 568 amino acids.